CCAGAGAGCCUGUGUAAAGGGAAGCCCCUGGAUUUUGUGUUCAUCAUCGACAGCUCCCGCAGCGUGCGUCCCAGCGACUACGAAAAGGUCAAUUUCAUCACCAACAUCCUGGCCUUCCUGGACGUGGGGCCGGAGGCGACGCGCGUCGGACUGCUGCAGUACGGCAGCAUGCUGCAGAACGAGUUCUCCCACAACACCUACAGCAACAAGGCAGAUGUUGAGCGGGUGGUGAAGGCCAUGGACCACCUGGCCACCGGCACCAUGACCGGCCUGGCUAUCCAGUACACCAUGGAGACAGCCUUCACCGAGCCAGAGGGUGCCCGACCCGCCGACAUGCACAUCCCCCGCAUCGCCAUGAUCAUAACGGACGGGCACCCCCAGGACACGGUGGAGGAGGUGGCAGCACAGGCCCGACAGGCAGGCAUCCAGAUAUUCGCCAUUGGAGUGGGCAGGGUGGAUAUGAACACGCUGCGGGUCAUCGGGAGUGAGCCCCACUCAGAGCAUGUGUACCUGGUGGCCAACUUCAGCCAGAUAGAGACCCUCACCUCCGUCUUCCAGUCCAAUCUGUGUGGAGGUACAGACCUGUGCUCUGUGAUGGACCAUCAGUGUGAUCACCUCUGUGUGAGCACCUCAUCCUCCUACAUGUGCCGGUGCAGAAGGGGUUACACCCUUAACUCCGAUGGCAAGACCUGCCGCGCGGAAGACCCGUGUGAUGUGGUGGACCAUGGCUGUGCCCACUUCUGUGCCAACAUGCCAGGGGUACUCGGCUACGAGUGUCACUGCCGGCUUGGGUAUGAACUCAACGAGGACGAGAGGACGUGCCGAAGAAUAGAUGACUGUGACCUGGGGAACCAUGGCUGUCAGCAUGACUGUGUCAGCUCUCCUGAGUCAUACGUCUGUAGAUGCACGAGGGGCUAUGUUCUCAACCGCGAUGGCAAGACCUGCAGCAGUAAAUUCAUCACUCCUCUGGUUUUACUCACGGCAGAGCUGGAUCCAUGUUCCCUUGGUAACCAUGGCUGUGAGCAUGACUGUGUGAACACUGAAGAUUCAUUUGUGUGUCGAUGUCGAGAAGGCUACAAACUCAGACCUGAUAACAGAACCUGCCAGAAGGCAGUGUGUGGAGAUGGAGUGAUGGAUCUGGUAUUUGUAAUUGACGGUUCUAAGAGCCUGGGACCGGCCAACUUUGACCUUGCCAAGCAGUUUGUGAACAGCAUCGUGUACUCUCUGGACGUUUCCGGCACGGGCACCCACGUGGGGCUGCUGCAGUACUCCAGUAAGGUCCGCACAGAGUUCAUUCUGGGUCAGUAUACCUCAGGCCGGGACAUCAACAGGGCCGUGUCGCGGAUGCAGUACAUGGGCAGAGGAUCUAUGACGGGCGCUGCCCUGCGUCACAUGUUUGAGUACAGCUUCUCUGCCAAGGAGGGGGCCAGACCCGACAUGCCACGGGUCAGUAUCGUGUUCACCGACGGACGAUCCCAGGAUGAUGUGUCGAAAUGGGCCACUAAGGCAAAGGAUGCCGGUAUCACGAUAUAUGCACUUGGUGUUGGUAAAGCCAUCGAAGGGGAGCUCAGGGAAAUUGCUUCCGAGCCAGAUGAUAAGGAUUUGUACUAUGCUGAAGAUUUUAGCAACAUGGGAGAAAUUACAGACAAAUUGAAGUCACGGAUAUGUAAAGAGAAACCCUCCCCUCAAGAUAUGUGUAAGUGUGAGAACGUGAUGCUCUUCCAGAGGCAGGUCAGUGAACAGUUUAGGAGACUGACCCAGAAUAUUGAUGUUGUGUCAAAAAGGAUGGAGACCCUUGAGAAUCAGCUUGGACACAAAUGAAGGAAGGACAAAGACAUUGCUUUCAUCUGUUCGUCCUCAACGGAUUCUUCUCAACUGGCCUGCGGUGCAAAGGGCUUUACUAAACUUCAAGGGAUAACUUCAAGCUAUUUCAACAUGCUACACUGAAACAUAAUAUGGUAUAUUUUCUACUGUAACUGCUAUUUAUAUUCUGAACAAAACUAUGCAUUUAUGCAUGUGGCUGUGGACUGGAGUGAAGACAAAAAUACUGUAUAUCUUUGCUACAUUCAGGUAUCAAAAUGUACUUAUUUUUAAAAGUAAAAUGUUAUUUGGCAGAUAACUGCAAUUUAUAGAUCCAAAUAUAACUCAUAUAAGAUACAGUACAACAUUUUAUGACAAAUCAAAGUAAAAUCACUUUGUAUUUCAAGCAAAAUGCUUUCUAUUGCUGUUGAUGUGAAUAAAAUCCCUGAUGAUCUUGCUUGUAUUGUACUUUGUGGAACACCACAAUGUCACAAUGUGCUUUCUAUUG
Oncorhynchus masou masou (cherry salmon) is the source of this 2308-nucleotide messenger RNA. RefSeq names its product matrilin-2-like. Lineage: Eukaryota; Metazoa; Chordata; Actinopteri; Salmoniformes; Salmonidae. The record is from RefSeq and is a predicted model, not a curated record. Gene Ontology annotation, molecular function: calcium ion binding.